This is a messenger RNA of Sipha flava (yellow sugarcane aphid), 1422 nucleotides long. RefSeq names its product jerky protein homolog-like. Gene Ontology annotation, cellular component: nucleus. Gene Ontology annotation, molecular function: DNA binding. NCBI's taxonomy places the organism in Eukaryota, Metazoa, Arthropoda, Insecta, Hemiptera, Aphididae. Bases 1 to 1422 code for a protein of 473 amino acids. The record is from RefSeq and is a predicted model, not a curated record. The transcript is spliced from 3 exons.
AUGGCUCCUCGUAAACACGUAACUUUGACUUUAGAUCAAAAAAUUGAAAUAAUUAAGCUAAUGGAAAAUGGCCAGAACUAUGGUAUGAUUGCUGAGAAAUACGGAAUAGGUAAAUCGACUGUUGGUGACAUAAAAAAAAAUAAAGAGAAAAUUAUGAAGUUUGUCAGCACAACUGAACGUGGUCCAGGCACACGUAAAACUUUAAAAGAACCGGAAAAUCUUAUUCUCAAAAGUGCUUUAUUUAUAUGGUUUAUGCAACAGCAGAGACGACAUAUUCCGAUAAGUGGUGAAAUAAUUUGCGAAAAAGCACGUUUAUUUCACCGUAAAAUAACAAAGCAGGAAGAUGGUUUCACUGCUAGUAGAGAUUGGCUAGACAAAUUUAAACAUCGUCAUGGUAUUAGGCGCCUUAAAAUAACGGGUGAGAAACUUUCAUGUGACGAAGCAUCAAUCGAACCAUUUCGAAAUGAGUUACUGCGAGUCAAAAAUGAAAACAAUUUGGACCUAGAACAAAUUUAUAACGCUGAUGAAUCCGGUUUAUUCUGGCGAAUGUUACCAGAGCAUACAUUAACAUCAAGUCAUGAGAAAAACGCCCCUGGAAGAAAAAUGAUUAAAGCUAGAAUAACAUUCAUGCCUUGUGCUGAUGCAAGUGGAACACAUAAAUUGCCUUUACUCGUCAUUGGUACUGCACAAAAACCACGUGCGUUUAAAUCAGUUAACCUUCCCGUAUACUAUCGUGGACAAAAAAAAUGCUUGGGCCACUUUUUUUUAUUUUUAGACUGGUUUCAAAAACAAUUUGUUCCUGUAGUUCGUGAGCACCUUUUAAAUGUAAAUUUACCUCCAAAAGCUUUAUUGUUGUUGGAUAAUUGCCCUGGACAUCCAUCAGCAGAAGAAUUACGUAGUGAUGAUGGCAACAUUUUUGCAAUGUUUUUACCCCCUAAUACUACAGCGCUUAUUCAACCGAUGGAUCAAAAUGUAAUUCAGAAUAUUAAAUUAAACUAUCGUAAGUCUCUCUUAGUCAAUGUUCUUGCUGAUCCGGUGCAUGGUGAAAACCUUAUUGAUGCUCUAAAGGCCAUAAAUUUAAAAGACGCAAUACAGGAAAUAUGUACGAAUAAAAUAUCUGAUUCUCAAGCACAGGAAUGGGCUUGCCGUGGCGCAGACGAAGAUUUAGCGAAUCAUGAAAUCUUAACUGAUGAUCAAAUUCUACAAAUUGCAGCAAAAGAGGAUAUUGACGACGAGGAUGAAAGUGGCUCAAUCAGUAUAAGUAAAGUUUCUCCUUCAGAAGCUGUGAAUGCACUGAAUACUGUAUUGCAAUGGGCGGAAGAUGAGAACAUGGAUAGCACUGAUAUUUUGUUGGAUACUUACCACAUACUUUUAAAUGAUAAAGUAGCUCAUAAAUUAGGUGGAAAGGGUGAUACUGAAUGA